Capsicum annuum is the source of this 1203-nucleotide messenger RNA. RefSeq names its product exopolygalacturonase-like. Gene Ontology annotation, molecular function: polygalacturonase activity. The record is from RefSeq and is a predicted model, not a curated record. Bases 1 to 1203 code for a protein of 400 amino acids. Gene Ontology annotation, biological process: carbohydrate metabolic process. Lineage: Eukaryota; Viridiplantae; Streptophyta; Magnoliopsida; Solanales; Solanaceae. The transcript is spliced from 4 exons.
AUGGCUUCAAAAUAUUAUUUUGAAAUAGCCUUUAUAUUAAUUCUUAUUUUUAUGUGCACUAAUGGUGAUGAUAAGGUGUUUAAUGUUCUUGAUUAUGGUGCUAAUACAGAUGGAGAAACAGAUAAUAGUAAGGCAUUUUUAAGUGCUUGGAUGGAUGCAUGUCAAUGGGAUGGACAAGCAAAAUUAUUGAUACCAUUAGGGGAAUAUAUGUUAUAUGCUACAAAUUUUAGUGGACCAUGCAAAGGUUCAUCAAAUUUAAAUUUUCAAAUUCAAGGGAAUAUUAAAGCUCCAAUUGAUCCAAAAUUAUUUUGCAAUAAAUCAUUUUGGAUUUCUUUUCAAAAUGUUAAUAGUUUAGAGAUUGAAGGUGAUGGAAUUUUAGAUGGACAAGGGGCUUAUGCUUGGAACAAUUCCCAAUGCAAUAUCCGUCCUUCGACAUUGGCAUUAGAUUUUAUCGAAAAUGCAAUUGUGCGCGAUAUACAUUCUAUCAAUAGCAAGGGUUUCCAAAUCGACGUAUUUAGAAGCAAUAAUUUGACAUUUAGUCACGUUAACAUAACAGCCCCAGGCGAUAGCCCUAACACCGAUGGUAUUCACAUAGGCUUCUCCACAAAUAUAAAUAUUUUUGAUUCCGUCAUUGGAACUGGAGACGAUUGUAUAUCUAUGAUCGCGGGUAGCCAGCACAUCAACAUUUCAGGGGUCACUUGUGGUCCUGGUCAUGGUAUAAGCAUCGGUAGCUUAGGGAAGCUACCGAAUGAAGAAGUUGUCAAGGACAUACGCGUCAGAAACUGCACUCUCACCGCUACUCAGAACGGGGUCAGGAUUAAGACCCGGGCACCAUCAGAUUCUGGCAGCGCUACGACUAUAAGUUUCGAGGAUAUUAUCAUGAACGAUGUUAGAAACCCUAUAUUUAUUGAUCAACAUUAUUGUACAUCACGUCCUUGCGAAGCGAUCAAUGAGGAAAGCUCAGUGCAAAUCAAAGAUGUGACAUUCAAUAAUAUACAAGGAACAUCAAGUUCAAUAGUAGCAAUUACAUUAAAUUGUAGUGCUACAUAUCCAUGUAAAGAAAUCAAAUUUAAUGAUAUUAACUUAGUAUACAAUGGCCUUGAUGGACAUGAGAUUUCAUCUUGUGAUAACGCUGAGGGGACUGCAACAGGCAAGGAGGUGCCUCCGAGUUGUUUAAAGUCGACUUCUGAUUCAUCAGCCUGA